Molecule: messenger RNA, 759 nt
Organism: Exophiala oligosperma
Lineage: Eukaryota; Fungi; Ascomycota; Eurotiomycetes; Chaetothyriales; Herpotrichiellaceae
Exons: 1
Coding region: 1-759 (252 amino acids)
Source: RefSeq, a predicted model, not a curated record
AUGUCCAGGCAGCUCUUGUACUAUCCGUUCACCCCCUUCUUCGUCCUCUUUGGAGAAAUUGUCACCAACCCAAGGUCUAAAGCGUGCAUGGAUGACCUACAAAGCUUGCGGCAGACAGUGUUGUACUACUUACAGUUUCAGAAGUACCACUCGUCCGCCGUCAAGCUGGAGAGAGUGGCUGAAACGUUCACUAAAAUCGCCGAGGCAUUCGUUCGGCAUACCUUUCGACAAAGCAAAACAGCGACAGUCAACGCCGUCCCGAAUACGCCUGUAGUUUCAGGCAGAACGACACUACAUCCCGAGGGCAAAAGAACCAGCAGGAUUAAUCCCUUACCUAGAUCAAGCAGAACAUCAGGUCAACUUGGGUCCGAGGCUGUCCAAGCUAGCACUCUCCAUUUCCAGCCGACAAUGCCGCCAGCUGCGUCCAACAACACUCUUCCUGAUCCCAUGGACUACCAGCUUCACUUGAAUGAAGGGGCGUCACUAGAUCCGAACUCUCUCUUCCAUCUCUUCUCCUACUCGACGACAGGCGACCAAGAAUCCAGUAUACAUGACACGAAUGACUGGCCAGGAAAUCCGCAGGAGUCUGCAAACCGUCUUCAAGUCGACAAUGAUAGAAGCGGGGAUCAUGUUGAGCAAUUUCCACCGGAUUUGGGAUCCGGGAAAUAUGUUUCAUUGAGGGAUGUUGAGACCAAUGCGCGCAAUCAGUUCUCAAAUUGUACGUUUGACUGGUUCGGCCUCGAAAACUGCGAGAUAUGA